This is a messenger RNA of Syzygium oleosum, 4360 nucleotides long. RefSeq names its product disease resistance protein RUN1-like. The record is from RefSeq and is a predicted model, not a curated record. Gene Ontology annotation, molecular function: ADP binding. Gene Ontology annotation, biological process: signal transduction; defense response. The transcript has 4 exons. The annotation marks the transcript as partial. NCBI's taxonomy places the organism in Eukaryota, Viridiplantae, Streptophyta, Magnoliopsida, Myrtales, Myrtaceae.
UAAUGACCCGCAGAGAUCUCCGUUUGUUAGUUCUGGCUUCUAAACUUUUUCCAUCUCCAGUUGCCACUGCUUUUGCUGCUAUACUUUUCAAAUUUUUUUCUUUGAAGAGAAAGAUCAAGUGAGAUCAAUGGAGGGGAGGGCGAAAAAAAGAAGCAUCUGUGAAAAUGAUGGAACGGUAGGAGGCGCUUCUUCUACUCGCACUUCAACAGAAGGUUAUGGAAUGGCUACUUCACCAGGACAUGACUAUGAAGUAUUCUUAAGCUUCAAUGGAUCAGAUACUCGAGCAGGUUUUACCGACUUCCUUUACACUAGUCUUAAUGAUGCGGGAAUCCGCACAUUUAAGGACGACAAAGAGCUCGGUGUUGGGGAAGAGUUUGGCCCAGAACUUCUCCAAGCAAUUAAUCAGUCGAAGAUCUCAAUACCUAUCUUUUCGAAAGGCUAUGCCUCUAGCGUAUGGUGUCUCAAGGAGCUAGCCCAGAUGGUCGAGUGCCAGAAAACUGGAAGACAAAAGAUCAUCCCUAUUUUUUAUGAUGUGGCGCCUUCAGAGGUGCGACACCAAACAGAGGGUUAUGCACAGGCCUUUCUUGCACAUGAAAACAAGAAGCGACAUGACGAAAAGACUAUUCAAGGGUGGAAGGAUGCUCUCAGUGCAGUGGGAGCAAUAAACGGAUGGGACCUGCAUAGCAAGAAGGAGAACAGGCGAGAAGGAGAGUUCGCAAAAGAACUUACCCAUAAGGUUUUCAGCGAGUUGAAAAAGGGUUAUCUAGCGGUAUCAAACUGCUUGGUCCGUGUCGACAACCAUGUGGACGCAAUCAUGGAAAAGAUAGGUGCUGGGACAAGUGAAACACGGAUUAUAGGAAUCCACGGGAUGGGUGGCAUCGGAAAGACGACUAUUGCCAAAAUGAUCUACAAUAAGCUUUUACACGACUUUAAGAAUUGUUGCUUUCUUCGCGAUAUUCGAGAAGUGUCAGAACGUAAUGGCAUUUGCUGCUUGCAGAAUCAACUCAUCUCUGGCAUCCUCAAAACGAAAGGCAUGGAUAUAAAAGACAUUGAUGAAGGAACUCAGACAAUUAAAGAGAGGUUGUCUAAUAAAAGAGUCCUCCUGCUUCUUGAUGAUGUGCAUGAAAAGAAUCACGUGGAUGCACUUGUAGGUGAGCAUGAUUGGUUUGGUAAAGGGAGUAAACUUAUUAUUACUACCAGAAACAAAGAAGUUCUUGAUGUUCUUAAAGUGGACGACCGUUAUGAGCUUAUGGGCAUGGAUCACGAUCAAUCUCUUCAACUUUUUAGCAAACAUGCCUUCAGAAGAGAUUCCCCUUUAGACGAGUACAUCAAGCAAUCCAAGAGGGCAAUACGCAUUGCUGGAGGUCUUCCGCUAGCUCUAGAAGUCAUAGGCUCACUUUUAUCCGGCAAAAAUAAGAAAAUGUGGGAGGCCACAUUGAAGAUGCUAGAAAGUGUUCCUGAUGAUAAAGUUCAAAGUAAACUGAAAAUAAGUUAUGAUGCAUUAAAUGAUCGGCAGAAGCAUAUAUUCCUCGAUAUAGCUUGCAUUUUCAUUGGAUAUGACAAAGACAUUGUGGUUCAUUUCUGGGAUGAAUCAAAAUUUCCGAAAGUAGCCUUGGAAGUUCUGCAGAACAUGUCUUUGAUAAAGAUUGGAAAGCAUAAUGAAGUGUGGAUGCAUGACCAACUCAGAGACCUCGGAAGAGAAAUAGUUUGUCAAGAAAGUAAGAUGAAAAUAGAAAUGCAAAGUAGGGUGUGGGAUCCUAAGGAAGCAUUGAAAUUGCUGAGGAGACAUGAGGGAGAAACAAAAGUUGAAGCUCUUCAUCUCCACUUUGACCAUGAGCAGCAAUAUUGUUUUACCUGUAAGGACUUUAAGAGAAUGUCAAAUCUGCGGUUUCUUGAAGUUAACGGUUCGGAGGAAUAUUUUCGUGCAGAAGAGAGGCUUCUUUGGCACGAAUCGCCAUCAAAUGUUCCUCCAACUAAUGUUUUUCAGGAGAAUUCAUAUCUCCUUCCACAAUUACGAUGGCUUUCUUGGCGUGAUAUUCCCCCAACAUUUAACAUUACAAAUUUCUCCAUGGAGGAUGUGGUUUUUCUUGAUCUAUCUUGCAGUGAAAUCACGGAUGAUUGGAAGGGGUGGAGGCACAUGGAGGUGAUGAAGAAUUUGAAAGUUGUGGAUCUGUCCUAUUGCGAACACUUGAAGAAAACCCCCAACUUCCCUGCUCAUUCAAAUUUAGAACAUUUGAUCCUAUCGAAUUGUCCAUCAUUGACCGAAAUUGAUAGAUCGAUUUGUCAUUUGAAACGCUUAGUUUCCUUAGAUGUAAGCGAAUGUGAGAAUCUUCAGAGGCUGCCAGGUGUGCUGGGCGGAGAUCUUGCAAGCCUUGAAUACCUAUGUCUGAUACUUUGCAAAUCGUUGGAGAGGCUUCCGGAUACAAUCGGGAAUUUGAAAUCGCUGAUUGAGUUGGAUAUAUCCGCGACACCGAUCAAAGAACUACCCGAUUCCAUCGGAAAAUUGAAAAAUUUGAAAGUAGUGAAGAUGGAGCAGAGUGGCAUAAGCAAAAUACCCGAUGCCUUUUGGACGAUUAAGAAGCUCGAAGAAAUACAUGCCAACAAAAUGUCUUUUGACAAGCGUUACCAUGUGAAUAUUGGCAAUUGCAUCUCCAGCAAUCAAUCCCUGAGGAUCUUGAGAUUGAAAGGGGCGAAUAUAUGCGCGCUACCACGGAGGCUUCCUGAAAGUCUCAUCGAUUUAUGGCUGUCGGAGUUGUGCAUGGACACGUUUCCAGAUCUCUCGAACCUCACUAAUUUAAAGAAACUGGAUCUGAGAUUUAGCAGACGUGAUUAUGAUGGGAAAUCAUAUGGGCCCAUGGAAGAUCCAAUACCACGGUGGAUGGGGAACUUGAGCAAUCUGGAGUCUCUGGCCCUGCGCUUUGAUUGUGAGACCGCCUUACCAACAUACCUAAGCCUCCCUCGUCAACUCAAGUCACUUUACCUCAAGUGCGGGAUUACCACCUUACCAACAGGCCUCCCUUCUCAACUCGAGUCACUUCGCCUCUUGACCCCUAAACUGCGUCACCUCCCGAGGCUUCCCCCAAGUUUAUCCUCCUUACGUUUGCAAGGUUGCAACUCACUUUGCUCGAUGGAGGAUCUAUCUGAUUUGAAGAAUCUAUCAUCUCUCCGCAUUUCGGGCGCUGCAAUUGCAGAGAUUCGAGGCCUUGGUUGUCUGGAGGACCUACGAGAUAUGGCGCUUAAGAGGCUUGGACAGGUGAAGAUACUACCUGAUCUAAGCAAUUUAAACAAACUGAGGCGUCUUGAUGUAUGGAAUUGUUUUAAUCUGGUCGAGAUUCAAGGGGAACUACCACGGUUUUUGGAUUAUUUGGAUAUUUCUUCAUGUCGUUCUUUGCUGAAUUUGCCCGAUUUGUCGAGCUUGAAGGGGUUGCAACAGGUUGGAAUAAGUGAUUGCGCUAAAUUAAAUGUGGAGGCAAUUCUUGCAUAUGCUCGGAUGAAACCACGACAUUUGCGGCUUGCGAGCUUUGACCAGCUGCAGAUCCUACCUGAUCUAAGUAAUUCAAACAAACUAAGAAGUCUUGAUGUAGACCUCUGUCGUAAUCUGGUUGAGAUUCAAGGCGAAUUACCACAAUCUUUGGAAAAAUUGGAGAUUUCUUCCUGUGAAUCUUUGCGAAAGUUGCCUGAUCUGUCGAGCUUGAAGGGGUUGCGAGAGGUUUACAUAAGUGGAUGCGGUAGUCUGGUUGAGAUUCAAGGCGAACUACCACAAUCUUUGGAAAAAUUGAAGAUUGAUGACUCUGAAUCUUUACUGAAGUUGCUUGAUCUGUCGAGCUUGAAGGGGUUGCGAGAGGUUUGCAUAAGUAGCUGUGGUAGUCUGGCUGAGAUUCAAGGCGAACUACCACAAUCUUUGGAAGAAUUGGAGAUUGAUGACUGUGAAUCUUUACGGAAGUUGCCUGAUAUGUCGAGCUUGAAGAGGUUGCGAGAGGUUUGCAUAAGUAGAUGUGGUAGUCUGGCUGAGAUUCAAGGCGAACUACCACAAUCUUUGAAAAAAUUGGAGAUUGAUAGUUGUAAAUCUUUACGGGAGUUGCCUAAUCUAUCGAGCUUGAUGGGACUGCGAAAGGUUGAAAUAAAUCGGUGCAAGAAAUUAGAUGUGGAGGCAAUUUCUUUGCUUUGCUCGGAGAAGGGAGUCGAAUUUCUGGAAGAAGACGAUGAAUGGGACGGAGAAGACGACGAAUCUGAAUCUGAACAUGAUGGAGAAGACGACAAAUCUGAAUCUGAGGGAGAUGAUGCCGAAUCUGAAUCUGAAGAUGAGGGAGAUGACGACGAAUCUGAAUCUGAAGAUGAGGGAGAUGACGACGAAUCUGAA